This is a messenger RNA of Cyclopterus lumpus (lumpfish), 2523 nucleotides long. It is a transcript of the gene lfng, whose product is annotated as LFNG O-fucosylpeptide 3-beta-N-acetylglucosaminyltransferase. NCBI's taxonomy places the organism in Eukaryota, Metazoa, Chordata, Actinopteri, Perciformes, Cyclopteridae. The record is from RefSeq and is a predicted model, not a curated record. The coding region runs from base 174 to 1286 and encodes 370 amino acids. Gene Ontology annotation, molecular function: O-fucosylpeptide 3-beta-N-acetylglucosaminyltransferase activity. The transcript has 8 exons. Gene Ontology annotation, cellular component: Golgi membrane. Gene Ontology annotation, biological process: regulation of Notch signaling pathway; pattern specification process.
ACUUGCACUCAGCGAUGCUCGCGCACGGAUGCGUCCGCCCUGUCAUCUUCUAUUGAGGAGAAACACACCAUAUGGACUUUGCAUUGGGGAUUUGUGGCGCUGCUUCAUAGAUUCUUUUUUUUUUGUUGAGUCUUUUCGAUUUUUUUUUUUUUAAUUUAAAACAAGUUUGAAUCAUGUUGUCAACUAGCAAUAAGAAGACCGCCGUCUCCGUGGGCAGCGCGGCGGGCCUCUGCCUGCUGCUGCUGCUGCUGCUGGUCGCCGCGCAGCAUCACCGCGUCCAGGUGCAGGACGACGCGUCCGCGGCGGCGGCGGACGCCGGCACGCGCUCUCUGCUCCAGGAUGCCGCGCAGGAGGAGCACACCAAGAAGGGCUUCUCGGCGUACUUCACCAAACUGACCCGGGCACGCCGGGAGGUGGAGAAGCCCGGGCGCUCCUCCGCGUACGGCGCCGACCCGCCUCCGGCCGAGGACAUCGGCGCCGAUGACGUCUUCAUCGCGGUGAAGACCACCAAGAAGUUCCAUCAGUCCAGGCUGAAUCUGCUCCUGGACACGUGGAUCUCGAGAAACGUGCAACAGACGUACAUCUUCACAGACGGGGAGGAUGCAGAGCUAAAAAAGAAAAUUGGGAGUCACGCAAUCAACACAAACUGCUCUGCAGCUCACAGUCGACAAGCUCUCUCCUGCAAGAUGGCGGUGGAAUAUGAUAAAUUCAUAGAGUCAGGGAAAAAGUGGUUCUGUCACGUCGACGACGACAACUACGUGAACGUUCGGACCCUGGUGAAGCACCUGUCCCAGUACCCCCACACCCAGGACAUGUACAUCGGUAAACCCAGUCUGGACCGGCCCAUCGAGGCCACGGAGAGGCUGGGGGACAACAAGAUGAAACCGGUGAACUUCUGGUUCGCUACCGGGGGAGCCGGCUUCUGUGUGAGCCGAGGGCUGGCGCUGAAGAUGAGCCCGUGGGCCAGCGGCGGCCACUUCAUGAACACAGCGGAGAAGAUCCGUCUGCCCGACGACUGCACUGUGGGUUACAUCAUCGAGUCGGUUCUAGGGGUUCCUCUGACCCGCAGCAACCUGUUUCACUCCCACCUGGAGAACCUGCAACAAGUGUCCAGAACGGAGAUACACAAGCAGAUCACCCUCAGUUAUGGGAUGUUCGAAAACAAGAGUAACAUCAUCAAUUUCAAAGGGGCUUUUCCUGUGGAGGAGGAUCCAUCAAGGUUCAAGUCGGUGCACUGUCUCCUGUACCCGGACACCCCCUGGUGUCCCCCUCAGGUUGCCUUCUAGGGCGACCGCUCCUUUUUCUCAUCCUCGUCCCCGUCGCGCCUCGGUAUCUGAAAGGCUGGCGGGGACCCGUGUUUUGGUAUGCGACCGCGCGGCUGCAGUGUUGUUGCUGCAGUUUGUGCGCGGUCUUUAAUAGUUUUACUGGGCUGCUGUGCGGCCCGCCUCGGGACUAUUCCUUCCUGUACCGGAGCAGGGACCUCGCCCCAUUAUGUUCUGGUGCGGGACCCCAGCUCUCGGGCAGGAAGUAGCUUUCAGCGUUAAGCUUUGCAGGCAAUCAGUUGAGCUUUUUGUGAUGUAUAUAUUGCUUGUAAAUGUAUUUGCAAUUCUCAUAGAAUGUAUUGACAUAUAUUCAAGCCUUUUUGCCAGCUUUACAUUAACAUUUUCUUUCUUUUUUUUUUUUUUUUCUUUUCUUUAAAAAAAAAAGAAGCUUUUUUUAUUGUCUUUCCUCACAUAUAAUUGGCAUUUUUGUUCAGAAUUUUUUUACUACGAUGACUCCGGACAAAUGCUCUAAUAUGAAGAUAUUGUUGUGCUUUUAAGUGAACUGUGUUAUUUCUCCCAUUAACUGAGCUGGCAGUCGGCAGAUUCCCUAAUGCAUCCUUUGGGGGACCUAAUCUGAGGUAUAUCAGGACUAAGCACUUUUUCCCGUUGCGAUUAUAUAUUUCGGUCAACUGACCUAAUUUACGUCCUUUUUAAUGACAUGCUUCAGAUUUGUGUCCAAACUGUAACAAAGAAAAAUAACCUCGCCAAAAUCUCCUCAUCUAUUCAUGUUUUUUAUAUAUAUAUAUAUAUAUAAAAUAAUGAGUAGGAAGAGAUUUUGACUCCGGGUUACAAUCAGCUUUUGAAAUGUUUCUUAUUUGUUGUUGAAAAAAAAUUGCACAGCUGAGUUUCAAAUGAGCUGAUGUUUGCUCCUGAAAAGACGCUCGCCUCACGCGGUUCGACAGUGACAAAUUAGUGAAAAGUAAAAAAACAAUCCAUUUGAAACCAAGGCAUCGGAACAAUAACCGCGUGUGUAAUAUGAGCCACGGCUUCUUAAUGGUUUGCACAAAAGACUCUGCUGUCGUUCCGUCUUCACACAGAACUGAGGCCUGCGAGGCUUCCCAGGAGCAACAUGAGUGUUUCCACAUGGAGGCGUCUGCGCCCUCCGUGUGUCGUCUCUCGCCCAUAUUGGGUCGCAUUGUACAUUUUGAUGGCAGUAUUGUGUACUGUGUCUUUUGUUUUUAAACGAGUAGUUUCCCUCUUA